AUGAAGCUGAAGUUACCAAACCCACAUCUAGAUGACCGGAUCCCUUCUCAUGGGGACUUGGAGAGGAUGGAGAAGGAGGAGGCAGGGGACAGGCCCAAAUGGGACAACAAAGCCCAGUAUCUGCUCACCUGUGUGGGCUUCUGUGUGGGUCUUGGCAAUGUCUGGAGGUUCCCUUACCUGUGUCAAAGCCAUGGAGGAGGAGCGUUUAUGAUCCCAUUCCUUAUCCUGGUGGUCCUGGAGGGAAUCCCACUGCUGCACCUGGAGUUUGCAAUCGGUCAGCGCCUGAGGAAGGGUAGUGUGGGAGUGUGGAGCUCAAUCAAUCCGCACCUGAUGGGAGUUGGUAUUGCUUCCAUGUUUGUUUCAUUUUUGGUGGGCAUGUACUACAACACCAUCAUGGCUUGGAUCAUGUGGUAUCUGUUCAACUCCUUUCAGGAUCCUCUGCCUUGGAGCCAAUGUCCUCUCAAUGCUAAUAAGACAGGUCUAGUGGAGGAGUGUGCUCGGAGCAGCACUGUUGACUACUUCUGGUACAGAGAGACUCUGAAUACUUCCACAGCUAUUGAUGAUUCUGGAGAUAUGCAGUGGUGGAUUGUGCUUUGCCUGGUAGCUGCCUGGACUCUGCUCUAUGUCUGUUGCAUCCGGGGCAUUGAGACCACUGGAAAGGCUGUCUACAUCACAUCCACUCUGCCGUACCUGGUCCUCACUAUCUUCCUCAUUAGAGGACUGACUCUGAAAGGCUCUGUAGAAGGAAUCAAGUACCUCUUCACACCAGAUGUCAAUGAGUUAAUGAAUCCAACAACCUGGUUGGAUGCAGGUGCUCAAGUUUUCUACUCCUUCUCCUUGGCUUUUGGAGGUCUCAUCUCUUUCUCCAGUUACAACUCUAUUCACAACAACUGUGAGCAGGAUGCUGUUCUCAUUGCUAUCAUCAAUGGCUGCACCUCAGUAUACUCUGCAACGGUUAUCUACUCCAUCAUUGGCUUUAGGGCCACACAAAAAUUUGAUGACUGCACGGGAGACAACAUCUUGAAGCUGAUGAACGCCUUCAACUAUCCUGAAAACAACAUCACAGAAAGCAACUAUAAUGAAGUUCUGACCCACCUCAACCAAACAAAUCCAGAUAUCAUACAAGAAUUGCAACUACAGACCUGUGACAUGCAGGUUUUACUCAGUCAGGGAGUCGAGGGAACAGGUCUGGCCUUCAUCGUGUUCACAGAAGCAAUCAUCAAGAUGCCUAUUUCUCCCCUCUGGGCUGUCCUUUUCUUUGUCAUGCUCUUCUGCCUCGGCCUCUCGACUAUGUUUGGCAACAUUGAGGGAGUGGUGGUUCCUUUGCAGGACCUCAAACUGUUGCCCCGAACUUGGCCCAAAGAAGUUUUCUGUGGUAUUACUUGCUUAAUCUCUUUGGGUUUGGGGCUCAUAUUUUCCCUGCGCUCUGGAAACUACUGGCUAGCUCUUUUUGACAACUUUGCUGGCUCUAUUCCCCUUCUGAUCAUUGGAUUUUGUGAAAUGAUCUCUGUAAUCUACAUCUAUGGCAUAGAUAGGUUUAACAAGGACAUUGAAUUUAUGAUCGGCCACAAGCCCAAUAUUUUCUGGCAGGUGACAUGGAGGGUGGUUAGUCCACUCAUUAUGGUCGUCAUCUUGGUUUUCUACUUUGUAACCCAAAUCACCAAGAGUCUCACCUAUUUGGUCUGGGACCAGAAUGCGGAGAGCUUCCCCACCCUCGAAGCCCGUCCAUUCCCUCCCUGGAUCUAUGUCAUCAUCUUCAUCCUGGCUGGAGUUCCCAGUUUAUCCAUCCCACUGUUCGCCCUCUUCAAAUUCAUUCACAGUAAAUGCUGCAAGCAGAAGGACUACAGUGACAAUACAGUGGACACUAUCUCUGCCAAAAUCCAAAUGAAUGACAAAAUGAAGUUUUAG
Messenger RNA from Micropterus dolomieu (smallmouth bass), 1908 nucleotides. Its product is annotated as sodium-dependent neutral amino acid transporter B(0)AT1-like. Gene Ontology annotation, cellular component: membrane. Gene Ontology annotation, biological process: sodium ion transmembrane transport. Lineage: Eukaryota; Metazoa; Chordata; Actinopteri; Centrarchiformes; Centrarchidae. The transcript is spliced from 12 exons. The record is from RefSeq and is a predicted model, not a curated record. Bases 1 to 1908 code for a protein of 635 amino acids.